This is a messenger RNA of Dicrocoelium dendriticum, 2289 nucleotides long. NCBI's taxonomy places the organism in Eukaryota, Metazoa, Platyhelminthes, Trematoda, Plagiorchiida, Dicrocoeliidae. The record is from the annotation of a GenBank genome assembly.
AUGUUAACUGUUUCAAUCGUUGUCCAAGCAGGACGUCUUCUUGGCCUACCAAAGGGUGAGCUAUCUGAACAAUUCGUUCACCAGAUACUCCACCGACGUGUCAAAGCUGGUUCCGGAUUCGGUGUCUCACGAUCGCGUCGUGUGACGGAGUAUCAAACAGCAUGCACGGUGUCUCAGGCUCGCGAACAGCGCGAUUGCUUGGUUAAAGCGCUAUACAGUAGCUUAUUCAGUCACGUGGUUCAGAUGAUCAAUACUCGUUUGGGCUUUCCGGCCGAACUUGCGGACUAUUCAGAGCUAGGUAUUUUGGACUUAUUCGGCUUUGAACGAUUCGUUGAAAACGGAUUUGAACAAUUUUGCAUUAACUACGCUAAUGAACGUCUUCAUCAGAACUUCAUGCGAACCGCUGUGAAUGGUGUGCGCGAGAACCUCCUAUCCGAAGGUGUGCUUCAUGAUGGUGGUCAAGAUGCGACAGCAACCACCCACGCCUUGCGCAACUGUGAUAACUCCUCGGUACUCGGUACCAUCCGGACCUGCGCCAAUCUGUUGGAGGAGGUCUGUUUACUCAAUCGCCUUCAAGAACCAAAUGGGAAUCGAUCAUUGGCCUUUUCAGAGAAUGUGGACCCCCGAGAACUUGCUUGGAUAGAAAGACUGCGUUCACAAUGCACGCAGGAUGCCACGCUUACUGUGAGCAUGCAUGAUCUUCUUACCGUUAAAAGACAGGCGAAGAGAUACGGAAUCUCGGGCAAAAGCACUUCCAACAAUGAUUACCCUCCAAGUUCGCUCUCACCUUCAACAGAACGAUGCACUUCAAACUGCUUCACUGUGCGUCAUUUCGCGGGACCUGUUAACUACUCCGUAACAGGUUUUGUGUCGAAGAAUUUGGAUCGGUUACCCGUUCAUAUUCUCCAGUGGCUUGUCGACAACAUUUCGUCUCCAGCCGCACCGAACAAUCCCGCCUGUGGGGCCCAGCUGCCUGCCAAUUCCGGUCUCAUUCACGCUGUCCUUGUAGCAUCCGCCGGGUUAUCAUCCGAUAGGUCAAUGAGCGAUUCUCCUUGUAGCUUCAGAUCACCGUUAAAGCCCAUCAAUUCUCCUCCUUUCUUGGGUUCCACUGUAAACGACUCAGUCAAGAAACCCAUCUUCCCAUCCUCAAAGCAAGUUCGGAUGAGACAACUCUGCAGCCCUAGCCGUCGUGUUAACACGGUAUUUGGCAACUUCAAGUCGGCUGUGGAUGCGUUACUCAUGAAACUGGACACUCAUCAUUUAUCAUUCGUUCGCUGUCUUCGUCCCGAUCGUUUGCCUGACCAUGAGCAUUCGGGAAGCAUUCGGCUCCCUCUGGCUACCGAACUUUCGGCACCAUCUGUUGUUGGCUCGUGUUGUUCGGUGGAUCGAGACCGAUUGAAAGAUCAGCUUGCCAGUGGCGGCCUAUUGGCAGCCGUGCGCGUCCUACGAUUGGCAUAUGCUAACAGCUACACCUACGAUGAGUUCGUGAAAAAAUACCGGGCUUUGCUGCGAUUGUGUCCCACUGACACAAGCAACUGUCUAACAUCUGCUUCACCGUCCCUGUUUUUUCCUUGGUUGAAGGAAUUGAUCGGAGAACCACCUGACUCGUCCUUGCAAAAGCUGCGACUAAUUUACGGCAAAAACGGCAAUAUGCAGGCGAAGCAGGUUACAUUGUUCCUCUUGGUGCUUGGGCUACAUAUCGUCCCGGAUGCCGCAUGUCGAACCAAGGGAGACCAAAGGCGAAAAUUGUCCACUCUAUUGGGCCAAUUCGGCUCGACACGGAUUUUUCUAACCGAUGCUCAGAAUGAAGAUUUGGAACGUCUCCUCACAGCAACACGCUAUUCUGCCGCGAAGAUUAUUCAAAGAGCUUACAGGUCAUUCAGAAGGCGUUUCCUAUCCGCACGAACUAUCCAGCUGUGGUGGCGUAGCCGUGUAUCGCGUCGUUGUAUAUCGGCACCGCAUCCCUGCCCCGAACGUGCCACUGCCACUGACCCUAACCAACCUCCCCCAUCCCCAAGUAUCUUCAGUACGGAACAAACCCAGACUUUAGAAUCAACGCCGACAGCGAAUUCAUCCAGCUUUGCCACUUGCGAACUACACAUCGUCUCGCGGCACACCAUUCCAACAUCGGAAUUGGCACAGUGUGAAACCAACAGACAACAUUUUUGGAACAAUACUCGCUUAAGGCAGUUACAUCGUCUGAUUCCAUAUAUUUGGCGUGAUCCGUUAUCAUCUAUCACUGAUUCGUCUACAAAGGGGCUGCUAGACGUCAUGAAUUGGCAAGCCUAA